Molecule: messenger RNA, 2271 nt
Organism: Mizuhopecten yessoensis (Yesso scallop)
Lineage: Eukaryota; Metazoa; Mollusca; Bivalvia; Pectinida; Pectinidae
Exons: 2
Coding region: 482-1726 (414 amino acids)
Source: RefSeq, a predicted model, not a curated record
UGGGCAGAACAGUUCCCGACUAAUGCUGUGAUCCAGGAUCUUAUCAAGCUCAGGGAACGUUCGUCUGAACCACUGUACUGCAAGCCAUGCCAGACAAAAGGUGACCUGACAAAUCUAGCGAAAUUCUGGUGCAAGUCGAUGGGCGUGAAAUUCUGUGAGACUUGUAAGGUACAACAUCAUGAUAUCAUGCACAAUGAUUGUGAUAUCUUAGAUAUCACUGGGUACGAUAGCAGGAAGACAAAACAGGAAAAGUCAGUCCCUAAAUGUGACCAACACGACAAGAAACUGAUUUGGUACUGUGAAGACCACAAACGCCUCGGAUGCAAUAUAUGUAUGAUCAAAGACCACAGACGUUGUGAUGAAGUGACAACGGCGAUUGAAUAUUUACAGAAGUUAAAAGCUGUGUCACAACUAGAAGAGAUGGAGAUGGCACUGAAGAAAGGAGUACAGGCCAUGACGUCAUUAGUGAAGGAUUUUAACCAUGGUUAAAUAUCAGGAAAUCGCACUGCAAAGCAUCAAAGAUCUACGCCAAAGUGUCGAAGAACAGCUGAACAAACUUCAGAAGGACGUCACUGAUAAGUUAAUUACAUUGUUUAAAGAGGAGAAGAGGAAUAUGGAGGCCUCGUCACGACAGUGUGAACGUCUGAUGAACAGUAUGGUUAAUACCAUGAAGUCGUCCGUUACCGCCGCAGAGGAAAACGACACUAUUGAGGCGAUAGUGUUGUAUCAGAGAGGACAGGCAGAAGUGGAGUCGUGUAAGGCCCUGGUCACGGAGAUGAGCACAUCCUUCAUGUCCGUCAGCAUUAAGCAUCAGAUUGUUCCCAGACUAGUAACCCUUGGUGAUGAGGCGAUGGGGAAGGUUGUAAUCGAGAGACAACGCCGAUGUCUUCCUGGUGAUCUUGAUUUCCUGUCCGUACCUUUGUCAGAUCGUCGUGUGAAAGAAAUCGGGAAGUUUAACGUAAAGACUCCGUCAGAUAAAGAGAGAUGUUGGAUAAGUGGAGUGGUGUACCUUCCUAAUGAACAGAUAGUACUUAGUGAUCACAACAACAAGAAGCUGAGGUUGUUUACAGACAAAGGACAGUACCUAGACGAGUUGGUCAUUCGUGGAUAUCCCUUGGACCUGUGUCUGGUAAACAACAACACUGUGGCGGUCGCUGUCUACGGUCGUGGUGGUGUCUGUGUCGUGCAAGUCGAGGACUCAAAACUCUCCCUGUCGUCCGAGAUCAACAUGCCUAAUGGUAAACACUGUUAUGGUAUAACACAUACAGAUGGGAGGUUUCUCGUGGGUACAAUUGGAGGAGAGGUAUACAGUGUGACACAGGACGGAACAGCUGUGUUGUUACAUAAGUAUAACAACAGCUGUUAUACCCUCACACAAGAUCCAGUAAAGGGAGACACAAUCGUCAGUGUCAGUAACACCAUUACAGGGGACGUCGCGGUGUCUAGACUGUCAGCUGACAAACGUCACAUGGAUGUGAUGAAGGUCGGUGUCGUGAGUGAUGCUAGGGGAAUAGACCUGGACAGGGAGGGUAACAUCUACGUGUGCGGUAAUAGUUCACACAACGUCGUACAGAUGUCUGGGGCCGGGACACACGUCAGGGAGCUGCUGACGUCAUCAGAAGGAAUGGACUCUCCACAGGCAAUAGCUGUUGGUGGUGACAAGAUUUUGGUGACUUCUGAUUCUACAGACCAGGAAAAUUAUAUCCGAGUCUUUCAACUCCACUAAACAUAAUAGAGAUGUACACUUGAUGGCGUUGCUCACGUGACGUGUAUAUGUAUUAUCAUAGUCACACAAACAAUUAAUACAAAUAAUUUUACAUUGCAGUCGUUUUUUAUCACAUGAAACUUUUUCUUAAAAAUUAUUAUCAUACGUUUAACUAUGACAAUAUGAAAUCUGAUUCCUUAUUGUUUUUGUUUUAUUUUUUUCCAAUUGAUGAAAACAGGACGUUUGGUUUAUCAGUUUUAAAAAUGAAAAAUGUCACUUUGUUUUAAUUUCUGUGGUCCUGGCCGAUUACCAUCAGGGUGUAAAAAUGGAGUUUUACUGAAAGUUGUUUUUAUAUUAACCUGCUGGGCAGAUUAACAAUAUAAAUAUAAAGUGUCCGUUGUUAAUUCUGAUCUUGUGAAAUGGACAGGAUACUAUUUUGUCGAUAUCAUUUGCUAGUUUUGAUGGCACGUGGAUAUUUUUUUCAUACACGUAUGUGAUCUUUGAGCUUCUAAAUGAACAGCCAGAGGAUUUUUCUUUACUCAAUAAAUCACUCUUUCUUUACGUGA